Molecule: messenger RNA, 2809 nt
Organism: Phalacrocorax carbo (great cormorant)
Lineage: Eukaryota; Metazoa; Chordata; Aves; Suliformes; Phalacrocoracidae
Source: RefSeq, a predicted model, not a curated record
GUUCGCGGUGGCGGGUGCUGAGCGCCGCCGCGCCGCCUCGUGCAGCCGGGCGGGGCCGGCGCCUCCCCGCGCCGCGCUCGCGGGUGCCGGCGGGGGGAGCCGGUCCCGCCGCCGCUCCCGCCGCCACCUGGGGCCAUGGCGGCGCUGGUGCUUGUGCUGGUGGCGGCGCUGGGCGGGCGGGCCGUGCUGCCGGGCGGGCGGUGCGCGGCGCCGCUGGCCGACCUGCGCUCGCAGAUCUCGGGCGUCGAGUCGCUGCUGGAGGAAUUUCGGCGGCAGUUGCAGCAGGAGGAGCCGGGACCGCCGCCGGCGGCGGCGGCUGCGACGGGCGGCGACGGGGAGCGGUGCGGCGGCAGCGGCAGCUUCUCGGCCAGGCCCGACUCCAUCAUCCGCACCAAGGACUCCAUCGCGGCCGGCGCCACCUUCCUGCGGGCCCCCGCCGCCGUGGCCGGCUGGCGGCAGUGCCUGGACGCCUGCUGCGCCGAGCCGCACUGCACGCUGGCCGUGGUGCAGGGGCCCGCCCGGCCGCGGGGGGCGGCGGCGGCAGAGCUGGGCUGCUACCUCUUCAACUGCACGCACCGCGGCCGCCCCGUCUGCCGCUUCGCCCCGCACCGCGGCUACAGCACCUAUAGCCGCCGGCCUGCCGGCCUCCCCGCCCCGCCGCCGGAAGAAGAAGAAUACGAUGAGCCUCCACAGUGCAAGGCAGGACAAGAUAUUGUCCUGCAGUCACCUGUUGACUGGGUGCUUUUGGAUGGCCGAGAAAGCUCAGAUGACCGUGGAAUUGUUCAGUACGAGUGGACACUGCUGCAAGGUGACUCAUCGGUUGAAAUGAAGGUACCACAGCCAGGAACACUGAAACUAUCUCACGUCCAGGAAGGCGGGUAUAUUUUCCAGCUAACUGUGACAGACACUGCAGGUCAGCAGAGCUCUGACAACAUCUCUGUGACCAUUCUGCCCAUGGUUCAUUCUGCAGUAGCCUGUGUCGGGGUUUGUUCUCGCUACCAGUUCAUCUGCGAUGAUGGCUGCUGCAUUGACAUCACAUUUGCUUGUGAUGGUGUGAGGCAGUGCCCUGAUGGAUCAGAUGAAACUUUCUGCCAGAACUUCAGCCCCGGCCGGAAGACGAUCACUCACGCAGCUCUUGGCACUACCCAGCAAAGGACUGUAGGACUGAUGGAAAACACAGAGGAAAACUUGUCUGCAGAAAACACCCUGAAAGCCACUGCCAGAAAUCAACCGCUUCUUUCAGUGGAUGCAGACAUGUCUAACCAAUCGCUUUCUCAGGGACUAAAGAAACAAAUCAGUGGAUUUGUGCCAGAUAACAGUUCCUCAGGGAAAAGAACAGAUGACAAAAAUGGGAAUGGCAUAAUUGUGCCCAAGACAGAUCAGCUUGGAGGUGGUCGUCCAGUCCCAGAAACAGGUGCUGUGUUACCCCUAGCCUUAGGCUUGGCCAUCACUGCUUUACUGCUGCUUAUGGUUGCUUGCAGACUACGUUUAGUAAGACAGAAGCUUAAAAAAGCUCGACCCAUUACAUCUGAAGAGUCCGAUUACCUCAUCAAUGGGAUGUACCUCUGAAAAUUGGAUUUAGGUCGGUUGUUUUCUCCCCUUUCUCCUGUGUCCAUGAACCUCUGCCUCUAUAAAAGGACCAAAACCUUUAGUUAAGUUUCAAGUGUAGAGGAAGCCUACGAGAUGAGGAACAUGUUCUUCCCCUUUGGUGAUAAAAUAAAAAAGUGGGUAGAUGCCUGUUCCCAGAAAAUAAGAAGCAUUCAGGCUCCAGAGAGUAGCUCCAGUUGGCUCCUGCACAGAAGACAUGGGAGGUGGGAAAACCCCAAACUGGAUGCAGGGUGCCCUUGCCCUCCCCGCAGCAGUCAGGGUCCCGUCCAUGGCAGAGCGUGCUGCGCCGGCCAAGGCAUAGGGGGAAGCCUGUGCCACCCUGCUCUUCCCAGUGCUGCCAGCGCCGAGUUAUACAAUACAAGCUCUGGGGACGGGGAUGCUCCAGACCAACGCGUUACUUCACUGUCCAGCAGAGACUGAUUUGUGUACUUUCCACCUGAUGCACUGGGAGUAUUUUCAUUAAAGAAUUUGUCUUGCUUUGUUAAUUGAAAGCAAUCGCUAUCUAAGCACCAGCUUUUGUAAUGGAAUUUGGGAUUUAAGGAACAAAGCAUCAUUUUUUCAUUCGUAGUUUAAACCUCUGUGCCGCUAACAGAGAGUCAUGCUUACUAAAUGCUAAAAUGGAAAAAUACCAGUCCUCAGCAGAUGAGUUUGGACUACCAGUGCUCGACAUCAGUGACGUGCGAUCCCAGGGCUGUGCCUCUCCCCAGAGCUCAGGGCUUGCUCAGCCGUUUCCACCCGUAGCUCGACACCCUCCACGGGGUGAGGGAGCAGCACGCAGCAGCUUUUACCUGGGAUGCCAGAGUGUAGGAUUCCUGCUGGUUAUCCCGUAGCUCCCUGCAAAGCUUGAAAGCUUCGGCAACCUGCCCUCAUCCCAGCAAAAUUCUCAUAGAAUUAGAGCAAGUAAUUGAUACGUGUGAGUGAACUUCAGAUGUGUUAACAGUAAAAUGUGUACAGUACAUGUUAUAUAUACAUAUACACCCACCGUGCUGUCUGUCUUGUUUGACUGUUCAAGGAUGUCACGUUUGUCAUGGGUCCCAGUAAAAAGAGGCAAACGAGGCAUGCAUCUUUUUGUAUGUUGUCUUUUGUACUUCAGUAACUUCAAGUCAGCGGGAAUAUUGCCAUGGUAUACAAAUAGUUCUUCAAGUUGCUCGGUCUUGAUUACUUUAUGUAAAAUAGCUCUAAUAAACCUAUUUUAUUCUUA